GGCGGGUGGAUGAACGCGGCCCUCUGUAAUGGCGGAGCGUGGCGGGGACGGGGGGGACGGUGAGCGAUUCAACCCGGGGGAGCUCAGGAUGGCUCAACAGCAGGCCUUGAGGUUCCGAGGCCCAGCUCCCCCACCAAAUGCAGUGAUGCGAGGCCCACCACCUCUUAUGCGACCUCCUCCACCGUUUGGUAUGAUGCGAGGCCCUCCACCACCACCUCGGCCCCCUUUUGGACGUCCUCCUUUUGAUCCUAAUAUGCCGCCAAUGCCUCCUCCAGGAGGGAUUCCUCCACCUAUGGGCCCUCCGCACCUCCAGAGACCACCUUUUAUGCCUCCACCCAUGGGAACCAUGCCUCCUCCUCCGGGUAUGAUGUUUCCACCAGGAAUGCCUCCUGUGACUGCUCCUGGUACUCCAGCAUUGCCUCCUACUGAGGAGAUAUGGGUUGAAAAUAAAACUCCAGAUGGGAAGGUUUAUUAUUAUAAUGCUCGGACACGUGAAUCUGCAUGGACCAAACCAGAUGGAGUUAAGGUUAUUCAGCAGUCAGAACUGACACCUAUGCUUGCAGCCCAGGCUCAGGUUCAGGCCCAAGCCCAGGCCCAGGCCCAGGCCCAGGCCCAGGCCCAGGCCCAGGCCCAGGCGCAGGCGCAGGCACAAGCACAAGCUCAAGCGCAGGCCCAGGCCCAGGCGCAGGCCCAGGCUCAGGCACAAGCACAGGCUCAGGCGCAGGCCCAAGUGCAGGCCCAGGUGCAGGCGCAAGUACAAGCACAAGCAGUAGGAGCUUCCACCCCUACAACCAGUAGCCCAGCACCUGCAGUGUCCACUUCAACAUCAUCAUCCACCCCAUCCUCUACCACUUCUACCACAACAACUGCCUCUUCGGUUUCGCAGACAGUAUCAACACCCACAACACAAGAUCAGACCCCAAGUUCUGCUGUUUCAGUUGCCACGCCUACAGUUAGUGUUUCAACUCCUGCUCCUACAGCCACACCUGUGCAAACUGUUCCCCAGCCGCAUCCCCAGACGUUACCUCCUGCUGUUCCUCAUUCAGUACCUCAGCCAGCAGCAGCAAUACCUGCUUUUCCACCAGUAAUGGUACCUCCGUUUCGUGUUCCCCUUCCUGGCAUGCCAAUUCCACUUCCAGGUGUAGCAAUGAUGCAAAUAGUCAGCUGCCCGUAUGUAAAGACAGUCGCUACCACCAAGACCGGUGUGUUGCCAGGCAUGGCCCCUCCUAUCGUACCUAUGAUACACCCCCAGGUUGCUAUUGCAGCUUCCCCUGCUACCUUAGCUGGAGCAACGGCAGUUUCUGAGUGGACUGAGUAUAAAACAGCGGAUGGAAAGACGUAUUACUAUAAUAAUAGAACGUUAGAAUCAACCUGGGAAAAACCCCAAGAGCUAAAGGAAAAAGAAAAAUUAGAGGAGAAGAUUAAAGAGCCAAUUAAAGAACCUUCUGAAGAACCUCUUCCAAUGGAGACGGAGGAGGAGGACCCUAAAGAAGAGCCAAUAAAGGAGAUAAAGGAGGAGCCCAAAGAGGAGGAGAUGACUGAAGAAGAAAAGGCUGCCCAGAAGGCAAAGCCAGUAGCUACUACCCCUAUUCCUGGUACUCCAUGGUGUGUUGUUUGGACUGGUGAUGAGCGGGUCUUCUUUUAUAAUCCUACCACCCGUCUUUCUAUGUGGGACCGACCUGAUGAUCUGAUUGGAAGGGCAGAUGUUGACAAAAUUAUUCAGGAGCCUCCUCAUAAAAAAGGAAUGGAAGAAGUGAAGAAACUAAGACACCCGACCCCCACAAUGCUGUCCAUCCAAAAAUGGCAAUUCUCUAUGAGUGCAAUUAAAGAAGAACAAGAAUUAAUGGAAGAACUUAAUGAAGAUGAACCUGUUAAAGCCAAAAAACGGAAGAGAAUGUCAAAGAAGUCCUUUAUGUGGAUUGCCCGAGCUUCUCUAUUUAGGAGAGACGAUAAUAAAGACAUUGAUUCAGAGAAAGAAGCUGCGAUGGAAGCUGAAAUUAAAGCUGCCCGAGAAAGGGCCAUUGUCCCUCUGGAGGCCAGAAUGAAGCAGUUCAAGGACAUGCUGCUAGAGAGAGGGGUGUCUGCUUUUUCAACAUGGGAGAAGGAGUUGCACAAGAUAGUUUUUGAUCCUCGGUACUUACUUCUCAAUCCUAAAGAGAGAAAACAGGUAUUUGAUCAGUAUGUAAAGACGAGGGCUGAGGAAGAACGCAGGGAAAAGAAAAACAAAAUAAUGCAAGCCAAGGAAGAUUUCAAGAAAAUGAUGGAAGAAGCAAAAUUUAAUCCAAGAGCUACUUUUAGUGAAUUUGCAGCCAAGCAUGCUAAAGAUUCAAGAUUCAAAGCAAUUGAAAAGAUGAAAGAUCGAGAAGCCUUGUUUAAUGAAUUUGUGGCAGCUGCAAGGAAGAAAGAGAAAGAAGAUUCGAAGACCAGAGGUGAGAAGAUUAAAUCGGAUUUCUUUGAAUUGUUAUCAAAUCAUCACUUGGACAGUCAGUCUCGAUGGAGCAAAGUGAAAGACAAAGUAGAAAGUGAUCCACGUUACAAAGCAGUGGACAGUUCAUCAAUGAGAGAAGACCUUUUCAAACAGUAUAUUGAAAAAAUAGCCAAGAAUUUAGACUCAGAAAAAGAAAAGGAGCUUGAAAGGCAAGCCCGCAUUGAGGCAAGCCUUCGAGAACGAGAAAGAGAGGUACAGAAGGCUCGUUCAGAACAAACAAAAGAAAUAGAUCGAGAGAGAGAGCAACACAAACGAGAAGAAGCUAUCCAGAAUUUCAAGGCUCUUUUGUCUGACAUGGUACGUUCUUCAGAUGUGUCAUGGUCUGAUACUCGGAGGACUCUGCGGAAAGAUCACCGUUGGGAAUCUGGAUCCUUGUUGGAAAGAGAGGAGAAAGAGAAGCUUUUUAAUGAACACAUUGAAGCACUUACCAAAAAGAAGAGGGAGCACUUUAGGCAACUUCUGGAUGAAACUUCUGCAAUUACCUUAACAUCCACAUGGAAAGAAGUAAAAAAAAUCAUUAAAGAAGAUCCUCGGUGCAUUAAGUUCUCCUCCAGUGACAGGAAAAAACAAAGAGAAUUUGAGGAAUACAUCAGAGACAAAUACAUCACAGCCAAAGCUGACUUCAGGACGCUUUUGAAAGAGACCAAAUUUAUAACCUAUAGAUCCAAAAAGCUAAUCCAGGAAUCUGAUCAGCACCUGAAAGAUGUAGAAAAAAUCUUGCAGAACGACAAACGGUAUCUAGUACUAGACUGUGUGCCCGAGGAGAGGCGUAAACUGAUUGUGGCAUAUGUGGACGACCUGGACCGCCGGGGUCCACCCCCGCCUCCCACAGCGUCAGAGCCCACGAGACGAUCAACAAAAUAAUUCUCAGUACUCUUCCACAGGGGGAUCUUCAUUCGAAACGCUUGCAUGAGCCAAUUUUCAGGUUUUUACAUGUAUGUGCAUUAGUCAAACUAUUGCAGAACCAUCUGACGAACAGAAGGAGAAGCAUUCGUGAACCGUUUCUGAACAGAGAACACUUUGGAAAUAAUUUAUGCUUUUCUUUGUGUGGCAUGACUGACAUACAUACUCAAAUAUAGGCUGUCUCUAGUAAAUCUAAAAUCUCGAAGCUAAAAAUCAUCCUUUUAUGAGGUGUGGAAGUCAGUGACUUUUGGUGACGUUCUUUCUAGCAGUGUUAAACAUGCAAGACGUAAGAGCAUUUGUGGUUUGAACUUGCAAGAUGCAAAUACCACAUACUCCAAGAAAACCUAAGUUGGGGGUUGUUCUGUUUUGAUUUUGUUUUUUAAAGCGGGUAAAAGAGAAAACACUGAAAAUUGAAUUCUUAUCUUCCAGAGGCUAAGAUUAUAAUGGACAUACUUUUACCUUUGUCUCUAAAGAACACUUUAGUUUUGUUUGUUCACUUAUGUGCUUUGAUUAUCCCCUCAGAAUUAGAGGCCAAGUCUUGUUGUUUAGCCUAAGAGAAGAUUUAUUUAGUAAUUUCUUCUCAGGUAUGGAACCAUGGUCAUAACUAACAUAUUGGCCAGAAUAGGACUGCUGGUUAAACACAUUUUAUUUACCAUUAAGUGAUCUUUAUCAAUAUUCUGGAUUAGACAACAAAUUACCUUUCUUGGGUGUUCCCUGUAAACUAUACUCCUGUUUGAAUGUUAAACUUUUGUUUCUAAAGUUUAAUUUUAAGAUGUUUGAAUGUUCAGUUUAUGUAUUUGAACUACAAUAAACCAACCCUUUUUUU
Neomonachus schauinslandi (Hawaiian monk seal) is the source of this 4217-nucleotide messenger RNA. RefSeq names its product transcription elongation regulator 1 (gene TCERG1). NCBI's taxonomy places the organism in Eukaryota, Metazoa, Chordata, Mammalia, Carnivora, Phocidae. Gene Ontology annotation, molecular function: transcription coregulator activity; RNA polymerase binding. The record is from RefSeq and is a predicted model, not a curated record. Gene Ontology annotation, cellular component: nucleus. The coding region runs from base 29 to 3352 and encodes 1107 amino acids. The transcript is spliced from 23 exons.